This is a messenger RNA of Blepharisma stoltei, 1615 nucleotides long. NCBI's taxonomy places the organism in Eukaryota, Ciliophora, Heterotrichea, Heterotrichida, Blepharismidae. The record is from the annotation of a GenBank genome assembly.
AUGUUAUCCAUAUUUUCAGAAGCAGACAGCGAUUUUGAUCAAAGAAGACCGUUUUGGCUUCCUUAUAAUCAAGUCUGCUUGCCUAUCAUUCAUGAAGGCUAUUUGACAGAAAUCACUGAAAUUGGAUCAAAGUUGAACUACUACUUACUUAGCAGCACUUGCUUACUUAGGCUCUCACAAGGCUCGGACUUUAUUGAAACUAUGGCAAUUCUUAAAUGGAAGAGGGUGAUACCAUUUACAGACAACAAAGAAUUAUUAAAAUUUGGGUUCAAAAUUGGCCACUCAGAUAACUAUAAGACAUUUUAUGUGGAUAAUGAAGAAGAUUUAAAUAGGUGGAUUGAUAAACUAAGCCUAGUAGGAAUAAUGGACAAUAUCGAAAAAGAUUACUUAAUUGUGAACGAAAUAGGGAGAGGAUCAUUUGCCACAGUUUUUUUAGCUAUUGACAGCACCAAUGGUAAAAAAUACGCAAUAAAAUGCUUCAGCAAGUUUGAGUUGUGUAACAGAAAAAAUGGUAUUAAGCAGCUGCUGACUGAAAUAGAGAUCAUGAGACGGCUUGACCAUCCUAAUAUUGUCAAGCUUUUUAAGAUUUAUGAAGACUAUGACAGCGUUUAUCUGGUGCUAGAAUAUGCAGAAGGCGGAGAUCUAAGGAAAAAACUGUCAAUAUGUAAAAGAUUUUCAGAAGCAGAUGCAAUUGGACUUAUUCAAAAAUUAUUAAAAGUGGUCGAAUAUAUGAGAUCGCUAAAUAUUGUGCAUAGAGAUAUCAAAUUAGAAAAUAUAUUUCUAGUAAAUUCUGAUAGCAAUAAUGAUUUCAAACUUGGCGACUUUGGAUUGGCUAGUGAAUGCGAAAAUUUCUUAGAGGGAAAAUGUGGGUCAUUAGGAUAUGUUGCCCCAGAAAUACUUUUAGGUAUGAAAUAUAGCUUUAACGUAGAUGUAUUUAGCGUUGGAGUUGUAUUUUUUUCGCUUAUUGCAGGCAGGAUUCCUUUUUUAGGUAAAACUACGAAUGAGAUUUACAAUAAAAAUCUUAAUUGUAAUAUUCAGUUCAAUGAAAAGUGUUGGAUAUCGAUUAAUAUCCAAACAAUCUGCAUGAUUCAGAAUCUAACAACAAAAGAUCCUAGAUUAAGAUCCGAAGCCAAGCAUGCUCUAAGGAAUCAAAUAUUUCAUAAGCCACAAGACGAAAGCAAUUAUUAUUCAAUCAAUUUGUCACCAUUAUCAUAUUUGCUCACUCCCUUUCUAGGUGACAAAACUCCUGUUUCAAUUUUAAAGGGGUUUAAUAUGAUUUGAAGAAUUAAUUCAAAAUUAAUGGAUUUAAGGCAAUAACUGUUAAAUAAUAUUCUAAUUGUAUUACUUUCAUUAAAAAUUAAGUGAAACUAGUUUUAUAAAAUUAUUAUAUUCACUUUAAAACUUGUAAUUAAAAAAUCAAAAUAUUUCCAUUUAAAGGGGUUAAUUUACCUAAAUAUGGAAAUUUUAUCGGGGAGUUACAAAAACAAGUAAUGAAUGUCAUUUUGUUGAAAGCCAAGCUGAUCAUCAAUUCUACUUGAAUGAGCUAAACAUUCAAGUUUUAUAUUAUUCUCAACUACCCCAAUCAACAGCGAUUACAAAUUCAGCUAUUUCUUAA